AGUCCGGCAUCCUCCUUCGGCUACCCCGCCGGCGGCGCCCCUCUCCCCCUCCCCUCCUCUCUCCGCCGACGUCGACGCCGGUCCGAGCGUGGUCGGCGAGAGGGAUCGCGGGGCGGUGCGGCCGGCGACCCAGUCUCCUCCCACGGCCGGCGGUCCUCAUCUUCUCCCCGACCGGCGGCCCUCCUCCCCUGGCCGGCACCCUCAGAGCUCGUCGACGGCUACCAGGAGAAAUCGGCACCGGAUCUGGCGGCUCGCCGGCGGCGUGGUUGAGUGGCCUCGGCGGCGGAAGGCUCCUCUUCUCCCCCGCUGCUUGUUCUCGCUUCCGCCGCCAUCUUGUGCUGCCGCUCUCGUUCUCUACUCACAAAUUUCGUUCAGUCCAUCUCCGUCACCAUCGCUAUCCACUUCUGCUACCGCCGCCAUCGCCAUCCGCUUCCGCCACCGCUGCAGUCGCUCGGUCACAUCCACCGGCGCCGCCAUCACCAUCCACUUCCACCACCGCCGGUAUUACUCGUAUCCACUUCUGCUACCGGAGCCAUUGCUCCGCCACAUCAACCCACCUCCGCCGCCAUCGCCAUCGGCUUCCGCCACCGCUACCGUCGCUCGGCCACAUCCACCGGUGCCGCCAUCACUUUCCACUUCCACCGCCACCGGUAUUACUCGUCCAGAUGCUUGGCAGCUGCUCUGAUCCACCUCCAACUCCACAAGCAGCUGUGAAAACUUCUUUUUAUUAUCAGUGAGAAGCCAAACAUAUAUUUUUAUAGGGUGAGAGAGGAGAGAGGAGAGAGACCCGAUCAAGAUUCCGAGACGGAGCCAGCAAGCGCUGCGAUAAUGGCGACGGCGGAGAAAAAGAGGCCUCGGAGCAGCAGCAGCAACGGCGGCGUGGGGAAGAGGCUGAGCAGGAAGGAGAUAUUGGGGAGAAAGAAGGCUGUCAAAGAACUUAUAAGGAAAGCUGUAGCCAUGAAGGAUCAUCUAGCGCAAUUUCCUGAUUUUCACAAGUAUCAGAGCAAUGGUCUUUUGGUCUACUUGGAGUAUGGAUAUGGAAAUCAACUUCCAUUACCAACAAGGAAGUAUAUCCAAAAUCUUCUCAAGGUUAACAUGGAGGGACAAUAUGGGCCAGAAUGGCCUUCAGAAGAGAAAGUUAAGCGCCGGGAAAUGGUUGCCCCAGAAGCACGAUAUAUCUUUGUCCGGCAAUCUUCAAAUGCCAUUACCACCCAAAAUAUUAUGAAGCAAGAUUCAAGACUAGAAUUUACACAUGAAGCAUGUAAUGAAGAUCGCUUGAUUGGUUUUGUACACUACAGAUUUGUUUUGGAAGAAGAUGUUCCUGUUGUUUAUGUCUAUGAGUUACAGAUGGAGUCUUCUGCCCAGGGGAAGGGGCUGGGAAAAUUUCUAAUGGAGUUGGUCGAACUUAUAGCCUGUAAGAGCCAAAUGGGAGCAGUAAUGUUAACAGUUCAGAAAGCUAAUAACCUUGCUAUGGCUUUCUACAAGAAGUUGAGAUAUGUAAUAUCCAGUACUUCGCCAUCGCGAGUAGAUCCAUUGAUUGGACUUGAAAAAAACUAUGAGAUUUUAUGCAAGGCAUUUGAAUCUGAAGCAAAGUCCAUAUUAGAGGAAGGCAACUGAAAACUCCCAGCGCAAUGACCAAUCUUGUUACAAUGUGAUGUGAUGAUGGAUGUUGUUCUUCACUACAGUAUUGACACCUUACCGGGUACAGCGCUACAGCUCACGCUUGAGCGGCAUAUCGUCAGGCCACCGUGUUACUGCAAUGCAUACAGAUUGCACCGUUUUUGUCUGAAUGAAGCUGUUCCUGCUAAUCCAUUCUGGGAAACAAACACGAUUGGCUGGCCCAUAUUCUUUCCUUGCAAAACGCAAUUGUACACUGUUCUUGCCUCUCGAUCCAUGUUCGGAUUUUUCUGGGAUGAAGAAUGCUUGAGCAUGCAUGGGGCGGCACAGCACCAUGGGAACCGUAAAAAUGCUCGUCUUAC
Oryza sativa Japonica Group (Japanese rice) is the source of this 1979-nucleotide messenger RNA. NCBI's taxonomy places the organism in Eukaryota, Viridiplantae, Streptophyta, Magnoliopsida, Poales, Poaceae. The record is from RefSeq and is a predicted model, not a curated record.